AUGCUUUCGCCGCAGUCGUGGCAUGGAGCUAUCUAUAGAGCAUUUUGUGCAAGCAGAUGGGUUGUACAUCCGACCAAGUACUACAGGUGUAGUGUUAGCGCUCGAGCCUCGACCACGCCGUAUCAGGCAAAUUUAUUGUGUUCGAUGCGGUUCCGAACCUAUUGUCAAUCCACCACCGUUUCUUCUAGACGUCUGUUCCCUGCAUAAAAAACACCUACCAACUGGGUUUCUGGCAAGUCACUUUCGAAUCGGAUCGUUCACAUUCACAACUGCCAUGACACAGCGCAUUCCGGAUCAUGGUGCUUCAAGUCAGUGCUGCACGAAUGAGCAACACUGGUGGUCUCUCCCAUAAGAUGCCAGUGGUGCCUGAAGAAUUGCUUUCGACCCUUCGACAAGAAGUUUUUGCGUUACAAAAUAGAAGGAAGGAGUUGUUAGCCCGCCUUGAAGAAACGAACACAUCACUCGUCGAAGUUCAAACACUCUUGACAAGAAAAACAUCACAAGCACAUACAGUCCAAAAUCUUCUUGCGCCAGUAUCUCGCCUCCCAGACGAGGUCCUGUUGGCCAUAUUUGAAGAAGCAGUACGAAGUCAAGAGCAAGGACAAGUCACACGGACGGAGAUAGCCAUAUCAUAUACUUCGCAUCACUGGAGACAGGUUACGGUUAAUGCCCCUCGGCUGUGGAACAGCCUCUGUAUCAGAGCAGAGGUCCCUAUCGCCAUGUUGCAGAUAUACCUUUCUCGCUCUGCGAACAUUCCUCUUACCAUUGAAUUCCGUGAACGCGAAACUGCAUGGCCCGGUGCAGAUAAACGCAGCAUGGCACAUCUUGGUUCUGCUCUUGACGCUAUAUGGCCUUCGGUCCCUCGUUGGCGACGUAUCGUCGUCCUGCACAGAUCUUACCCGUACUUUACACAUGUCUUUCGGGAACUUCGAAAGGUGGCUCCUUUGAAGAUGCUUCAGAGCAUCUCUAUGAAGUCACCGGGUGUAUGCGGACCAUGUCCAUUGUUGCUUGGCGACUCGGCUCCAGCCCUGGAAUCACUUGAAGUGGAAGACAUGCCCCUUCCACCCCCAGUCACGCAGACUUUUGACGCUGCCCGCUACAGCGUUGCAGGACUGACCACGUUGCGAUUGCGGGUGCGUGGGAUGAGAGCUGGAAGUUCUCAUGCAGCAACCGACCCCUCUGCAUUUAGAGCAUUGAUAAAUUCAGCUCCGAUGUUAAGCGCCCUCGAAAUCUAUGGACAACCUAUAAACUUUGGCCAGGAGAGAGCCAAUGAAGAAGACGUUCUUUCCCUGGAGAUUCCUCGUCUCCGCACCCUGGUUCUUCAUCCGGGCACGCAGCAUCCUCACGAUUUGCGCCACUUUAUCUCGGUGAUCAAAGCACCAACUCUUCGUCACUUUGAGCUAGUCUAUCCUGACAACACUCCACCUGGACAAGAUGUAUCCGAUCUUCUAUUUGACCCUUUCCCUUUAGCCAGAUUUCCUUCUGUGGAAACUGUGCGUCUUCAUAAUGCGGUUCACCCGGACACUGUUGCGGCAUCUAUGAAUGCCUUUCCGGUCGCGGCUCGCAUCAAACUAGGUAGUACGGAUGCUAGCUACCUUUUCGAAAACCCGACUUUCAGUAGCACGUGCAGCCCGUGGACCCCCUCACAUAUCCAGCACCUCACUGUCAUUUCUCCACUUCACAACACAUUGCUACAGAUGUACGAGUGGCUUCUCAGUGCGGCUAGCCAGGGUCAUCGAUUGCCAAUAAUCACACUGGAAGGGCCCAUCCGUGCUAUCGACUGCCCUGAAUUUCUUACACAAUUGAUGAAACUUGCGAGCUGUACGGAAGUACGGCUGUGCGGCAUUGACCUCUCCAUGUUGGAUAGAUCGCUUGUUGCACGCGUCUAAUAAUUAGUUGAAGGUAUGUAUG
Messenger RNA from Suillus fuscotomentosus, 1911 nucleotides. RefSeq lists its product as uncharacterized. The coding region runs from base 297 to 1889 and encodes 530 amino acids. The transcript has a single exon. The record is from RefSeq and is a predicted model, not a curated record. NCBI's taxonomy places the organism in Eukaryota, Fungi, Basidiomycota, Agaricomycetes, Boletales, Suillaceae.